AAACGACUUUGUCCAUUUUCCUUCUUCCCUCUUUGUUCUUCACUUUUAUAGUCUUUUGAAGAGGGUUCAGAAAACACACUUAUUUAUCACAAUGGUCAAGAAAGUUCUUUUGUUGGGUUCCGGUUUCGUUGCUAAGCCAACCGUUGAUAUUCUCUCCAACACCGAUGGUGUUGAAGUCACAGUUGCUUGUAGAACUCUGGAGAAGGCCAAGGAGUUGGCUGGUGAGAAGGCUACUGCUAUCUCUGUUGAUGUCUCCAAGGAGGAGCAAUUGGACGCUGCUGUCUCUGAUCACGACCUCGUCAUCUCUUUGAUUCCAUACAUCUACCACGCAACAGUUGUCAAGUCUGCUAUCAAGCACAAGAAGAACGUUGUCACCACUUCCUACAUCUCCCCAGCUUUGAAGGAGUUGGAAGAUCAAAUCAACGAGGCUGGUAUCCUUGUCUUCAACGAGAUUGGUUUGGAUCCAGGUUUGGACCACUUGUACGCUGUCAAGACUAUCUCUGAGGUUCAUGAGGCUGGUGGUCAAAUCAAGUCCUUUAUCUCCUACUGUGGUGGUUUGGUUGCUCCAGAGGAUGCCAACAACCCAUUGGGUUACAAGUUCUCCUGGUCUGCCAGAGGUGUUCUUCUCGCUUUGAGAAACUCUGCCACUUUCUACAAGGAUGGUAAGAAAGUUGAUGUUGAUGGUCCAGAAUUGAUGGGUUACACCACCCCAUACACCAUUGAUGGAUUCACCGGCAAGGAGUUGGUGUGCUACCCAAACAGAGACUCCACUGUGUUUAGAGACUUGUACAAGAUCCCAGAGGCUGAAACUGUUAUCCGUGGUACCCUUCGUUUCGAGGGUUUCCCAGAGUUCAUCAAGGUUCUCGUCGACUUGGGAUUGUUGAAGGACGAGGAGACCGAGGUCUUCUCCAAGCCAACUGGCUGGAACGAGGCCUUGAAGGAGUACUUGGGCGCCAAGUCCUCUUCUGAGGAGGACUUGAUCGCUGCCAUCGAGUCCAAGACCACUUUUGCCGACGCCGCUGCCAAGGACAAGAUCAUCGAUGGCUUCAAAUGGUUUGGUCUCUUGUCCGAUAAGCAAACCACACCAAGAGGCAACCCAUUGGACACAUUGUGUGCUUUGUUCGAGAGCAUGUUGCAAUUGGAGAAGGGCGAAAGAGAUUUGGUCUUGUUGCAACACAAGUUCGGUAUCGUUAACAAGGACGGCUCAGAGGAGACCCGCACCUCUACUUUGAUCGACUUUGGUGCUCCAACUGGCUCCGGAUACUCCUCCAUGGCUAAGUUGGUUGGUACCCCAUGUGCCGUUGCUACCCAACUUAUCUUGAAGGACGAAUUGCCAGUCAAGAAGGGUUUGGUUGCUCCAUACUCUCCAGAGAUCAACAACCCAAUCAUGAAGGUGUUGAAGGAUGAGUACAGCAUCUCUUUGGAAGAGAAGACGUUGUAAAUAGCGUAGUGUUUUCUUUAUAUACGUUUGAAUUGGAAAAACUGCGAAUUGACGAGACACAAAAGCAAAAAUAAAC
Williopsis jadinii is the source of this 1517-nucleotide messenger RNA. RefSeq names its product saccharopine dehydrogenase (NADP+, L-glutamate-forming) (gene LYS9). Gene Ontology annotation, molecular function: saccharopine dehydrogenase activity. The record is from RefSeq and is a predicted model, not a curated record. The coding region runs from base 92 to 1441 and encodes 449 amino acids. Gene Ontology annotation, cellular component: cytoplasm. NCBI's taxonomy places the organism in Eukaryota, Fungi, Ascomycota, Saccharomycetes, Phaffomycetales, Wickerhamomycetaceae. The transcript has 2 exons.